AUGGUGGUGGCGCGUGAAGUGCUCACUGCAUCAGUGCUCACUGCAUCAGUGCUCACUGCAUCAGUGCUCACUACAUCAGUGCUCACUGCAUCAGUGCUCACUGCAUCAGUGCUCACUGCAUCAGUGCUCACUGCAUCAGUGCUCACUGCAUCAGUGCUCACUGCAUCAGUGCUCACUGCAUCAGUGCUCACUACAUCAGUGCUCACUGCAUCAGUGCUCACUGCAUCAGUGCUCACUGCAUCAGUGCUCACUGCAUCAGUGCUCACUGCAUCAGUGCUCACUGCAUCAGUGCUCACUGCAUCAGUGCUCACUGCAUCAGUGCUCACUACAUCAGUGCUCACUGCAUCAGUGCUCACUGCAUCAGUGCUCAUGGCUCAACUGAUCAAUGCAAUGUCCAUUGAGGCAUGA
Molecule: messenger RNA, 408 nt
Organism: Closterium sp. Naga37s-1
Lineage: Eukaryota; Viridiplantae; Streptophyta; Zygnematophyceae; Desmidiales; Closteriaceae
Source: the annotation of a GenBank genome assembly